GAUUAGGCUUGUGUUUGUGUCUUAAUCACAAAGAUUAUCAGUUGCAAAGUCCUACUGCUACAAAAAUGUUUCAGCCAAUUGAUUGAUCAUGUGCUUUUCCACCACUUGGAAUAUAUAUAUAUAUAUGUGGUCCAAUUUAAAUUGUUCAAAAUCCAGCAAGAAAUGAGAAAUAGUGCAAGAAACUAGAGAUUAGAAAGAAGAAAAGGGGAAAUUUAAAGAGUUAAAUGUAUUUAUGUAUUUUUAUAAGGGAGAAUGUCCAAUCAAAAUGAUCACUUAAUUUGCAGUGGUUGGCAGAGUUCAAAAGGGCUAUAGUUGUGACCCUUGGGCCAAAGUUUGGUAUACUAUCCUUCUACACUGUCACAUUUUUUUAGGUAUAAUGUUAUUCCAUUUUCAUACUAUACUAACUCCAAACUUCCUAAAGAAAAAGAAUCCAUCCUAUAUAAGAAUGAACAUUCAUCCCUGCAUUUCCACAGCACAACCAAGUAGUUGGCUAGCUUUCUCUCACAUGGCCUCAUCAUCGAUUCCUCCAUUCCUUUUGUCUCUCUUGAUCUUUUUGCAUCUCGGCUCCGCAGUCGAAGGCAGAACCAGGCACUACACGUUCACCGUGCAGCUGCAGAAUGUGAGCAGACUAUGCAAGACUAAGAGCAUUCUGACCGUGAACGGAAAGUUUCCCGGGCCUACUGUUGUUGCAAGGGAGGGUGACCGUGUAGUGAUUAACGUCACCAACCAUGUAUCCAACAAUGUCAGCAUCCACUGGCACGGCAUCAGGCAGCUGUUGAGCGGCUGGGCAGAUGGGCCGGCAUACGUGACUCAAUGCCCCGUCCAGACUGGGCAGAGCUACGCCUACAAUUUCACCAUCACAGGGCAGAGAGGAACCUUAUUCUGGCAUGCUCACAUCUCAUGGCUGAGAGCCACUCUUUAUGGGCCUCUCAUAAUCCUUCCAUUCAAGAACACUUCCUAUCCUUUUCCCAAACCCCACAAAGAAGUUCCAAUCAUCUUCGGUUCAGUUUCUAGACAUUUUUGGACAAUACAAUGUACAUUAAUUUGUAAUCAUCAUGAACAUGCUAUAUAUGUUAUUGUGACAGGAGAGUGGUUCAAUGCGGAUACAGAGGCGGUGAUCAGCCAGGCUCUUCAGACAGGCGGCGGCCCCAACGUCUCCGAUGCAUACACCAUCAACGGCCUUCCCGGCCCCUUGUACAACUGUUCCGCCUACGAAACGUUUAAGCUGAGGGUGAAGCCAGGGAAGACGUAUCUUCUCCGAAUGAUCAACGCUGCGCUCAACGACGAACUCUUCUUCAGAAUCUCCAACCACACGCUCACCGUCGUCGAAGCGGAUGCAGUCUACGUGAAGCCGUUUGAGACCGACGUCGUGGUGAUCGCACCGGGGCAGACCACCAACGUUCUGCUCAAGACCAAGACGAAUCCGGCCGCGACCGCCUUCUUCAUGGCUGCCAGCCCUUACUUCACCGGCCAAGGCACCUUCGACAACACCACCGUCGCCGGAAUUCUCCAAUACAAACUCCCUCAUAAAACUGUCCAUACCACGACUCCUCUCCAAAUCCCGUCUCUCCCACCGUUCAACGCGACCGCCGUCGUGGCCAACUUCAGCAGCAAGUUCCGCAGCCUGGCGAGGGCCAACGUGCCGCAAACCGUGGAUGGAAAGUUCCUGUUUACGGUGGGGCUGGGCAGCAACCCGUGCCCCAAAAACCAGACGUGUCAGGGGCCGAACGGCUCCAUGUUCGCAGCCUCGAUGAACAACGUGUCCUUCACGAACCCCAAUACGACGGCGCUCCUGCAGGCCUACUUCUCCGGCAGAUCCAACGGCGUAUACACCACGGAUUUCCCGAGACAGCCCUUGAUGGCGUUCAACUACACGGGCGCCCCGCCGAACAACACGAGGGUGGGGAACGGGAUGAAAGUGGUGGUGGUGGCGUUCAACACGACGGUGGAGGUGGUGCUGCAGGACACGAGCAUUCUAGGGGCGGAGAGCCACCCUCUCCACCUCCACGGCUACAACUUCUUCGUGGUGGGGCAAGGAUUCGGCAACUUCGAUCCUCAAAAGGACCCGCCCAACUUCAACCUCAUCGACCCCGUCGAGAGGAACACCGUCGCCGUCCCGUCCGGAGGCUGGGCUGCCAUCCGCUUCAGGGCUGACAAUCCAGGUGUUUGGUUCAUGCACUGUCAUUUUGAGGUGCAUUUGAGCUGGGGUUUGAAGAUGGCGUGGAUAGUGUUGGAUGGAGAACUGCCAGCCCAGAAACUGCCUCCGCCGCCUGCCGAUCUUCCCAAGUGUUGAUGAAUGCUCACUUUCUUUUCUUGCGGGUUUCGUUUAAUUUAUGUACGGACAAAGUUUGAUCCUUUUCUUUCUCUUUACUUGUUUCUUUUUCUCUCUUUUCUGGGUUGUGUUUUUUGGAUUUUGUGGGAGAUUGAUGAACCGGAGCUCGGAUUUGUAUUGGAUUUUUGUCGUCACAAUUUGUUCCAACGAAACAGAAUAAAGAAAUCGUGUUUCCAAUA
Messenger RNA from Salvia miltiorrhiza (redroot sage), 2511 nucleotides. RefSeq names its product laccase-17-like. The record is from RefSeq and is a predicted model, not a curated record. Gene Ontology annotation, cellular component: apoplast. NCBI's taxonomy places the organism in Eukaryota, Viridiplantae, Streptophyta, Magnoliopsida, Lamiales, Lamiaceae. Gene Ontology annotation, biological process: lignin catabolic process. Bases 377 to 2293 code for a protein of 638 amino acids. The transcript has 5 exons. Gene Ontology annotation, molecular function: hydroquinone:oxygen oxidoreductase activity; copper ion binding.